GAGUGUUCAUUCAAUUUAGCAUUAAAUAGAUAGAGUGCUUUAGUCAUGUGUUUUUGGUGGGGACAAAGUGAAUGCCUAGAUUCCCCUUUUUCAAUUAUAAACUUAACUGUGAAAAUGUAUCAACAUUCUUAAACUAAAAGGGCAGGACUAUUAAAAAUAUAUUGUAAUGAGAAAGGGAAUAGAGUUUCUUUGUUGGCACCCUUAUAUGUCUCACUAGUUAAUAGCCAGUGUACAUUUUGAGUUGUUAUGUUACAUGCAGGAAGUUGAUAGGAGCAAGGUACUUUAACAAAGGUUUAGCUGCAUCAGUUGGUGACCAACUAAACUCCUCGUUAACAACCUCAUUAUCAACUGUGAGGGACCUUCAUGGCCAUGGAUCACACACCCUAUCAACUGCUGUGGGCAAUUUUGUUCCAGGAGCUAAUGUUUUUGGCCAUGGUAACGGGACAGCAAGUGGGGGAUCGCCUGCAGCCCGUGUUGCAGCUUAUAAAGUAUGCUGGCCCGAAGUUGGAGACGGUGCAUGCAUGGACGCAGACAUCCUUGCUGCCUUUGAUGCUGCAAUUAGUGAUGGUGUUGAUGUGUUCUCACUGUCAAUCGGUGGGGCGCCAGCUGAGUAUUUCGAGGAUGGAAUUGCAAUUGGGUCCUUCCAUGCUGUCAAGAAUGGCAUUACUGCGGUUGCUUCUGCUGGCAAUUCUGGGCCAACACCAGGGACUGUGUCCAAUGUGGCACCCUGGAUAUUUACAAUUGUGGCUAGCACAGUUGACAGAGCGUUCACAAGUUAUAUCACGCUUGGGAACAAGAAGAAGAUCAAGGGAAUGAGUCUUUCUGCAACAACUUUACCGCGUAGGAAAUACUAUCCACUGAUCACUGGUGCAAGCGCUAAAUUAGAUGACGUCUCAGAAGUAGAUGCCAACCUGUGUGAGCUAGAUUCACUCGACCCUAGAAAGGCUAAGGGGAAGAUUGUGGUGUGUCUUCAAGGGGGAGGUGGAACAACAGAGAAAGGGGUAGCGGCCUUACGAGCCGGAGCUGUUGGCAUGAUUCUAACAAAUGACAAGCAAAGUGGGAAUGAAGCUUUUCCAUUUGCUCACGUGCUCCCAGCUGCUGAUGUCAAUUUCAUUGAUGGUCAAACUAUCUAUGCCUACAUCAAUGCUACUGGGAAACCUACAGCAAACAUCACUCCUGUAAAGACUGUAUUGGGUAUAAAACCGGCUCCAUCUAUGGCUGCAUUCUCCUCCAGGGGACCUAGUUUCAUAGAUCCAGAAAUUCUCAAGCCUGAUAUCAGUGCACCUGGGGUGGGCAUCAUUGCAGCUUUCAGUUUAGCAAGUUCACCAACUGGAUCAAAGUUUGAUAAACGCCGGAUUCCAUUCAACUUACUAUUCGGUACUUCCAUGGCUUGCCCUCAUGUCUCCGGUGUUGUUGGACUUCUCAAGACACUCUACCCUCUUUGGAGUCCUGCAGCUAUUAAAUCUGCAAUAAUGACUACGGCAACAACACUCGAUAAUGAAGAGAAGCCAAUGAAAGAUUCUUCAACCAACGAUACAGCAACUCCAUUUGCGUAUGGGGCAGGAGAGGUGACACCAAACCAAGCAAUGGAUCCUGGCCUCGUUUAUGACUUGACGAUUGAUGAUUACUUGAACUACCUCUGCGGUCGGGGAUACAACACAAGCUUGCUCAAAAGGUUCGCAACCAAGCCAUUUGCAUGUCCCAAGUCAUACAGCUUAUCAGACUUCAACUACCCUUCAAUUUCACUUUCUGAAUUGAGCGGUGAGGUGACUGUCACUCGAAGGGCAAAGAAUGUUGGACAUCCAGGAACAUAACAUACUUUGCUCGUAUCAAGUAACCUACUGGAGUCUCGGUAUCGGUUAAACCGGAGACAUUGACAUUCAAAAAAAUGGGUGAAGAGAAGAAAUUCGUAGUCACAUUCCACCCUAUGAGUAAAGUAGAGUCUAGAGAUUUUGUAUUUGGACAGUUGGUUUGGUCUGACUCCGACGGGAAACAUAAAGUUAUGAGUCCUAUAGUUAUAAGGCGCAAGUAGAGGUAAGACAUAUUGAUGGGGGCUCGAAACUUUCAUGAUCUAUGUAAGGAUUUGAACUUUUAAUUUUCUUAAUAAAAGUGUUAGACUUGC
Messenger RNA from Rubroshorea leprosula, 2122 nucleotides. NCBI's taxonomy places the organism in Eukaryota, Viridiplantae, Streptophyta, Magnoliopsida, Malvales, Dipterocarpaceae. The record is from the annotation of a GenBank genome assembly.